UGAAAACUUGCGGGUGUGACAGAGAAGUCAUUGAUGACGUGACGCAAUCAGUUGGUGUGACUUUGACGACCUUUAAAAGUCUUUGAAAAUUUUUAGUUGAGUUCUGCGUGCUAAACAGAAGAGCUGUGUUCGAUUUUAAGCAAGAAAACUUACCGAUACACAAGAUGCCCACCACUUGGACCUACCCCGACCAAGCUCUCCAAGAUGAGCUCCGCAAGAUCGCAAACGCCAUUGUUGCCCCUGGAAAAGGUAUCUUGGCCGCCGACGAAUCGGUGUCCACCAUGGGCAAGCGUCUCGCCGACAUCGGAGCCGAAAAUACUGACGAAAACCGCAGAAAAUACAGACAACUCUUGUUCACCACCUGCCCCACCCUGGGCGACUACGUUUCUGGAGUGAUCCUGUUUCACGAGACUGUCUACCAAAAAUCAGACGAUGGCACGCCAUUCGUAGAGUUGCUGAAACAGAGGGGAAUAAUUCCCGGCAUCAAGGUCGACACUGGAGUAGUUCCGUUGUUUAACGCCACCAACGAAGAAUGCACCACACAAGGGCUGGACGAUCUGGCCAAACGCUGCGCCCAAUACAAAAAAGACGGGUGCCACUUCGCGAAGUGGCGUUGCGUGCUGAAAAUCUCCGCCAACACGCCCAGCUACCAGGCCAUCUUGGAGAACGCAAACGUUUUGGCGCGCUACGCUUCGAUCUGCCAGGCCAAUCGCAUCGUGCCGAUCGUCGAGCCGGAAAUCCUUCCCGACGGGGAGCACGACCUCGAAAAGUGCCAGAAGGUCACCGAGACAGUCUUGGCCUUCGUCUACAAGGCUCUGGCCGACCACAACGUCUUCCUAGAAGGUACCUUGUUGAAACCCAACAUGGUUACUCCCGGUCAGAGCGCCAAAACUAAGGCAUCCGCGGAAGAAAUCGCCAAGGCUACCGUUACCGCUUUGUCCCGCACUGUCCCGCCAGCGGUUCCCGGAGUCACCUUCCUUUCCGGCGGUCAAUCCGAAGAGGAAGCUUCGGUCAACUUGAGCGCAAUUAACUCUUUCCAAGGCAAAAAACCAUGGGCUCUCACCUUCAGCUACGGUCGCGCCCUUCAGGCCUCCGUACUCCGUGCAUGGGGCGCCAAAGAUGAGAACGUCAAGGCAGGACAGAACGAACUUUUGAAACGCGCAAAGGCCAAUAGCGAAGCCUCCUUGGGCAAAUACGUCGCCGGAAGUGUCUCGGGCACAGGCGGUGAUGCCAGCUUGUUCAUCAAAGACCACGCCUACUAAUUAAUGGCGCCGUCUUAAGAAUUGAAUUAGAUUUUCGCGUGAAUGUUUUUUAUUGAACAAUUUUAUCAAGUCGUGGUCAAAAUUUGUCAAAGUUUUAGCGUAGAAAUGUAUGGUUUUAUUAUGGACAUCGUUAUACCACAAAUCUACACACUUUUUUUUAUUUAUAAAUAUAUUUUUUAAUUGUUUUAUUAUAUGCAUGUUAUUGUUACUAAGACAUAUUAUUGUAAAUUAAAUGUUAAUAAAUGGAACAAAAAGUUAAAA
Brassicogethes aeneus is the source of this 1523-nucleotide messenger RNA. The record is from the annotation of a GenBank genome assembly. NCBI's taxonomy places the organism in Eukaryota, Metazoa, Arthropoda, Insecta, Coleoptera, Nitidulidae.